Molecule: messenger RNA, 999 nt
Organism: Centrocercus urophasianus (Greater sage-grouse)
Lineage: Eukaryota; Metazoa; Chordata; Aves; Galliformes; Phasianidae
Gene: GPR12
Product: G protein-coupled receptor 12
Exons: 1
Coding region: 1-999 (332 amino acids)
Biological process (GO): G protein-coupled receptor signaling pathway
Cellular component (GO): membrane
Molecular function (GO): G protein-coupled receptor activity
Source: RefSeq, a predicted model, not a curated record
AUGAAUGAAGAGCCGACGGUCAAUGCGAGCUGGCUGCCUCAGGACCGCGUAGAAGCCGGCUCUAUCGAGAACGCCUCGGGCUCCUCCCUGGUUCCCGUGGUAGAGCCGGAGCCAGAGCUCUGGGUGAACCCCUGGGACAUUGUCCUGUGCACCUCGGGGACCCUCAUCUCCUGCGAGAAUGCCGUGGUGGUGCUUAUCAUUUUCCAUAACCCCAGCCUCCGCGCGCCCAUGUUCCUGCUGAUAGGCAGCCUGGCGCUGGCGGACCUCCUGGCGGGGAUCGGACUUAUCGUCAAUUUCGUGUUUGCUUACCUGCUGCGCUCGGAAGCCACCAAACUGGUGACGGUUGGACUCAUUGUUGCCUCUUUCUCCGCGUCCGUUGGCAGCUUGCUGGCUAUCACUGUCGAUCGGUACCUUUCCUUGUAUUACGCUUUGACUUACAAUUCGGAGAGGACUGUCACUUUUACCUAUGUCAUGCUUGUACUGCUGUGGGGAGCAGCUAUCUGUAUCGGACUGCUGCCUGUGAUGGGCUGGAACUGCCUCAGAGAUGAAUCCACCUGCAGUGUUAUCAGACCGCUCACUAAAAAUAACGCGGCGGUCCUCUCGGUCUCCUUCUUGCUUAUGUUUGCCCUCAUGCUGCAGCUCUACAUUCAGAUCUGUAAAAUCGUGAUGCGCCAUGCCCAUCAGAUUGCCUUGCAGCACCAUUUCCUGGCCACUUCCCACUAUGUCACCACCCGAAAAGGAGUGUCUACUUUGGCCAUUAUUUUGGGGACUUUCGCGGCUUGCUGGAUGCCUUUUACGCUCUAUUCUUUAAUAGCAGAUUACACCUAUCCUUCUAUAUAUACCUAUGCCACCCUCCUGCCUGCUACCUACAAUUCCAUCAUCAACCCUGUAAUAUAUGCUUUUAGAAACCAGGAGAUACAGAAAGCGCUGUGGCUCGUCUGCUGUGGCUGCAUUCCUUCUAACCUGUCUCAGAGAGCGAGAUCGCCCAGCGAUGUCUGA